Miniopterus natalensis is the source of this 888-nucleotide messenger RNA. RefSeq names its product glycine N-acyltransferase. Gene Ontology annotation, biological process: glycine metabolic process. Gene Ontology annotation, cellular component: mitochondrion. Gene Ontology annotation, molecular function: glycine N-benzoyltransferase activity; glycine N-acyltransferase activity. The record is from RefSeq and is a predicted model, not a curated record. NCBI's taxonomy places the organism in Eukaryota, Metazoa, Chordata, Mammalia, Chiroptera, Miniopteridae.
AUGUUCCAAUUACAAGGCCCACAAAUGCAGCAGAUGCUAGAGAAAGCCUUGAGGAAGUUCCUCCCUGAGUCCUUAAAGGUGUAUGGGACCGUUUUCCACAUGAACCAAGGAAACCCGUUCAAGCUAAAGGCCCUGGUGGACAAGUGGCCUGAUUUUAACACAGUGGUUGUCCGCCCUCAGGAGCAGGUGAUGGUUGAUGACUUCGAUCACUACACCAAUACUUACCAAAUCUACUCCAAGGAUCCCAAGAACUGUCAGGAAUUGCUUAGCUCACUAGAAGUCAUUGACUGGAAACAGCAUUUGCAGAUCCAGAGUUCCCAGCCCAGCCUAAAUGAGGUGAUACAAAAUCUUGCAGCCGUGCAAUCCUUCCAAGUGAAACACACGCAGCGUUUUCUCUACAUGGCGAUAAACACCGUAAAGAAACUGACUCCUUCCCUGUUGGAUGUAAAGAAAUUACCACCAGCUGAUGGUAAACCCAAGGCCAUCAAUCAAGAAAUGUUUAGACUCUCAUCGCUGGAUGUUACCCACGCGGCCCUGGUGAAUAAAUUCUGGCAUUUUGGUGGCAAUGAGAGGAGCCAGAGAUUCAUUGAGCGGUGUAUCCAGACCUUCCCCACCUUCUGUCUGCUGGGGCCUGAAGGGACACCUGUGUGCUGGGACCUGAUGGACCAGACAGGAGAGAUGCGGAUGGCGGCCACCGUGCCUGAGUACCGGAACCAGGGCCUCAUCUCCUAUGUUAUCUAUAUCCACUCCCAGGCUCUGAACAAACUCGGCUUCCCGCUGUAUUCUCACACAGACAAGGAAAACAAAAUUAUGCAGAAAAUGUGUUACAAUCUGCAUCAUAUCUGCAUGCCCUGUACCUGGAACCAGUGGCACUGUGUGCCUCUGUGA